This is a messenger RNA of Durusdinium trenchii, 864 nucleotides long. NCBI's taxonomy places the organism in Eukaryota, Dinophyceae, Suessiales, Symbiodiniaceae. The record is from the annotation of a GenBank genome assembly.
AUGUCAAGCGCCAAGAGCUUUGGAGGCAAAGAUCAAGAAGUGAUGCUGGGCCCCUUCGAAGCGUGCAGGAGGUUGCUGAAUACAGCAGAGGCUGCGAGGCUUAGCUUUGAGGAUCGAGAAAAGCUGUUCUUCGUGGACUAUUCAAUGGUUGGAUUGCUGGUUCACGAGAACUACCUGCGGUCAAUGGAAAAGAAGCCAGCUACUUUAGAAGUGUUGAGUCGGUGUGCUUACUCAGCAGACCUCAUGACAGUAGGUGAUAUCUUCCAGCAGCGCAUCAAUGCUGAACAGGAGUGGAGCUUGCUGCCACAUUCUGGGGUCGUCUCAUGUGCCUAUCCAGCAUUUGUCUCAAAUGGCAUGCUGGGAUAUCCAUCAUUUCCAGCAGCGCUGGGCAAGAUGUCGUCCCUUUCCAAAUCCAGGAGACAAAUGAUGGACUUGCAGAUGCACUUGCGGCUUUCUUCCACGGUGUAUGGCCAGGCCAUGAUUUCGUCAUCGUAUGCUGAACUCCUCUACAGGCGUUUGGUUGAGCCUUUGAAGGAGAACGACAUCAAGGAGGCGGUUGGUCGGCUGGAUGCCUACGGGCUUCGACGAGAGCAUUUGGUGGAGCACCUGACAGAGUUGCGGCAACACCUUGGAUGCCAGGACAUGUUCAAGCAAGUGGAUGCAAAGGUAAAGUCGGCUUUGACGCGUGAGCUUAACACAGGCAAGCAUGCUGUUAAGGUCGUGCUUCCAUCCAAGAGAAGGCGGCUGGUAGAGGAACCUGGCUUUGAUGCGGAUGGUGAAGACGCAGAGGUGGUCAUGAAUGAUGUCGAGGAAUCAGAGGAUGAGGAGGAGAAGUCCGCCUUGAUCAAGGCUGGCUUGGAUUGA